AUGGACCAAGAGCCUGAAUUCGCACCGAGUGUCCAGUUUCCACUUUCGCAAAACGUGGUCAAUGUGAGCGUCAUUAAUAGCACAGCUCACAUUCGCUGCCCGUUAGGUUUUUUUGUCGAAGCCCCUUUGCCAGGCCACGAGACACUGGACUGCCCAGCCUAUGUUUUCCUCGUCGAAAACUCUGAGGGGAAGAAAGCCCUUUUCGAUCUGGGCGUCAGGACAGACAAAGAGUCCUUCCCUCCGGUUAUUCGCAGUGGUUUGGCAGGUCUACAGAUGGAUGUAGAGAAGGAUAUUGCGACAAUUCUCCGAGAAGAUGGCCGUAUCCUUCCCGGCGAGAUUGAUUCUAUUAUCCUGAGCCACUGGCAUGCUGAUCAUAUUGGCGAUCCCUCUACUUUUCCAUCUCAUGUGGAACUCGUCGUCGGCCCGGGGUUCAGAGAUGCCUUUCUUCCGGGAUAUCCUGCCGAUCCCAAUGCGGUGAUACUUGAAAGUGACUAUGCAGGACGACAAUUGCGGGAGAUUGAUUUUGUACCAGGGCUAGAAAUCGGCGGGUUCCGUGCCAUGGACUUUUUCGGGGAUGGCAGUUUUUACUUACUGGAUUCUCCAGGUCACGCUAUUGGCCACAUGUGUGGCCUGGCGCGUACGACAUCUUCAACAUUCAUCUUUAUGGGGGCUGACGGGUGCCAUCACUGCGGCUCCCUGAGGCCCAACAAUUCUCUCCCCCUUCCGAGUGAGGUUUCACCGUCGCCAUUUUCUGUUCCACCGCAUUUGCAGGGGACGACCUGCCCUGGUUCAGUACUUGAGGCAAUUCACCCAAGAAAUAGCCGCACAGAGCCUUAUUAUAGCCGACUGGCACCCGCUCCCAGCCGCGAUGUCCCCGUCGCGGAGACUACCCUUGGAAAGAUGAUGCUAUUUGAUGGGAACGAAGACGUUUUUGUCAUUAUCGCUCACGAUAGGAGUCUCUUGGAUGUCAUAGACUUUUUCCCUAGUAGAGUCAACGAGUGGAAGAGAAAGGGUUGGAAGGAAGCUGGUCGAUGGAGGUUUCUGGAAGAUUUCAAAGAUGCUGUUGCUAGGGACUCUAUCUAG
Aspergillus versicolor CBS 583.65 is the source of this 1083-nucleotide messenger RNA. Its product is annotated as MBL fold metallo-hydrolase. The transcript has 4 exons. NCBI's taxonomy places the organism in Eukaryota, Fungi, Ascomycota, Eurotiomycetes, Eurotiales, Aspergillaceae. The coding region runs from base 1 to 1083 and encodes 360 amino acids. The record is from RefSeq and is a predicted model, not a curated record.